Messenger RNA from Rana temporaria (common frog), 5586 nucleotides. Its product is annotated as golgin subfamily A member 6-like protein 22. The coding region runs from base 261 to 4109 and encodes 1282 amino acids. The record is from RefSeq and is a predicted model, not a curated record. The transcript has 30 exons. NCBI's taxonomy places the organism in Eukaryota, Metazoa, Chordata, Amphibia, Anura, Ranidae.
AGGGAGCAGCUCCAGUCUUGUUGCUUUAUGUAACCAUAGAAGCAAGUCCAAGCUUUCUUUCCUUUUCAUUAGGCUUGAAGAUCUAGGUGGGCUGACAGAGGUGCCAGAAAAAAUAAUCCAUGGCAUGUACAGCUUUAGCAUAAGGUUCUAUAUUUUGCAUCUCAGACUUGUACGCCUGAGCCAAGCACAAUGAUCAUAAAAGUUGCCUAGCCAUCUCUGUACAAUUUUUGGCUAUCUUGUAUUUUGUAACUUUGUAACAAAUGUCGUAUCGGGUCAGCAAUGGAUAUAUCAGUUUGCCUUCACGUUAUGGUUCCAUAGAGAACUUUCAGCACCAUCUGGAUAAUGGAAGGAGGUCUCCUCGAUGGACCUCUAAAGACCUAGGCAGCUGCAGACAUGGGUUGGAUUCACCAAGACUCUUUGGUCUCUCAGAGCUGGAGAAGAACAUUGCGGCAGCUGGGCACAUGGAACCAGAACACUGCAUGGGACAGUGGAGAGAUUACACUAGAGGGCCCACGAGUCCACGGCAUACAGACAGAGAAAGAUCCGUGAGUCCCCUGCGGGGCAUCCACUCUUUGGAAUGUUACAGCAAGCUGGCAAUUAAUACACCUCCCAUUUCAAGAAGAAAUUCUCUGUCUCGCCUGUCUACAUCGUCUCCAGAGGAGUCUGCCUUGGAGUUGUCUUUGUCCCGUCGAGGAUGGAGUGGUUCAGAAAUGGACCUCAGGGCAUCUCUCUCAGAAAGUGCCCAGAAACGCACAGAUCUUGUACAGCGCUUGAGGGAAACUCAAGGGAAACUGGAGGAGCAAUCAGAGGAAAUCAGAAAGCGGGAUAAAGAGCUGGAAUUGAGCCGGGCCAAAACAGAGCUACUUGCCCUGAAGCAGAAACAACUUGAAGCUUCAAUUUCUCAGUUAGAAAAAGAGAAAGGUUGGUUGGAAGUAUCCCGUUUUGAAGAUAAGAAACAACGAAGCGAACUGCAAGACAGGAUUAUUAAUUUGGAGAUGGAAGUAAUGUUGGCAAAAUCUAGCUUAGAAAAUUUCAACUACACCAAUGAGCUCAUGAAUCAGAAAACCUCAAUGGGAAAUGAAGAGGUAAAUCGGGAGCUGAAGACAGCAAGAGAAAAUUUAAUUUACUUUCGAAAUCGAGUCAAAAUCCUUGAGGCAGAGAAGAACCAAGCUGUGGAAGAGCUCAGAAAACUCAGAGAGGGGAGUCAUUUGGCUCUUAGCCACACAAAUGAAGCAAACCAGAGGGUGACUGACACUCUUCGGACACAUCAGAACCUACAAGAAGAGCUUUCUGACCUUCAACUGAACUUCAACAACAUUAAUCUGGAGAAAGAACUUCUGUCAUCAAAAGUACUGAGGUUAGAAGAAAAGGUUUCAGAUCUGACCUUAAGGUUUAAAAUUGCUCAGUCUGACAAAGAGAGAUAUAUGCAGGAGAAACUUGAGCUCCACCGACGCACACAGGAGCUGUCUUUAGAAUUGGAGAGGUCUCGGAGAGGACGUGAAGGGUUUAAUGACCAGGUCAGUGAUCUCCAUAUUGAACUAGUUGGUGCAAAGACCCAGGCUAACCGACAAGAUCAAGAAAAGGUGCAAAUAAAGGAGGAACUGGUGAUGCUGAAACAAGUCAAUGAGAAACUGACAGAAGAGUUGGGGCAAACACAACAAAUGCUGCAGAAUACUUUGGAGCAAUUGCACCAGACCCAGGCAGAGCACAAGAUUUCCAGCAAUCUCUCUGCUGCACUGGAAGCUGAACGCAAACAACUCCUAGAAGAGAAGCAGCUUCUAAUGGCUGCUGUGGAAAAUGAUGAAGAAAGUCAAAUCGUCCAGGACCUCAGAGGUUCCCAAGAACACCUACAGGAAGAAAAAGACAAACUGCACACUCGUUGCCGUGAACUGGAGGCAGCUCUGGAACAAGCACAUGAACAAUUAGGGUCCCAAAUCCAGGAGCAACAGCAGGUCACCCUAUAUUGGAAGGAAAGAUGGCAACAGACAGCAGUAAAUAUGAAGAAUGUAGAGGAGCUGCUGGAGCAAGAAAAAUUUCAGUGUCAGAAAGCAUCAGAAAAGAACACCGAGUUACUGCAGGAUUGUGAAAUGCUUCAGGCGGACACAGAGGAGUUGUCAGAACUUAAAGCGACAGUGAACAGAUUAAAAGAGGAGAACAGGCGGCUGUCCCAGCAAAAAAUGGAAGUAGAACAAAGCCGUCAUCUACAGCACCUUCAAAACUCAAUACAAGAAAAUAAUGAAGGAAUGACAACUCAACUAAAAGACUUAUAUGAAGAGCUCCAGCAAGCUCAUGAAAAGAUAAAAGUACUGGAGAGGGAAAAGUCAGAUAAAGAAUUAGAGAUGAGAAAACUAAAGCAGUGUGACAAUGGAUCAGUCCUUCGAAUUGAGCUAGAUGCCUGUAAGCAGCAGCUGGAACUGGAGAGAAACCGUCGGGAACUGCUACAAAAUACAGUAGGAGAACUGGAGUCCAAACUGUCAGAAGAAAGGAACAGCCAGGAAUGGCUUAGUGGUGUGGGAAAACAAAAUUCUGUGGAUCUUUCAAAGGGGUUGAGUGUGGGUGAUGUCAGGGCAGAAAUACAGAGCCUACAGCAGCAAUUGGAAAAGGAGAAAGAAACAAAGAAGCAAAAGGAUGAAUUGAUAUUUACCCUGAAAGAGGAGUUGGAAGAUCUGAACAGUAAGAAGCCUGGAGACAUCAAGACGUCCUUGGAGGAAGUGGAUUCUGAAUUGGUUCUGGUUAGAGAAGAGCUACAGAAGGUUUGGGACAUGUUAAAGUCAAAGGACACAGAACUAGAAGAGCAGUAUCAAGAACUGGAAUCUGCUAGGGACCAGUACACAGAAUGCAGCACUGAAAGGGUCAGACUGGAGCAGCUUGUCACCUCUCUACAGAAACAAACAGAGGAAAAGGAACAGUCAAUAAAGCAUCUGCAGCAAAUUAGAGAAAUGGAGAAAACAGAGAUGGAUAUUGAGAGGUCUUCCUUGGAAUUAAAGUUGGCAGAGAUGCAACAACAGUAUGGAAAAACCUCCUCUAAUAACAUUGUGCAAGGAGCCCAGACUGGAGUGAAAAGCUGGAGUCCAAGAGUAGGCCAGCCUCCUGCAAGUUCACAUAAAUGUUCUCGCUGUGAAGUCUUCCUUCAGCAGGUGGAGAAAACAAUUAAAGGAUGUCAAGAGCGCAAUGUGGAAUUACAGGAAGAGAAAAACCAAACUCUCGUCUGUCUUUACCAACUGCAAGAUGUUCUAAAGAAUAUGUCAAAGCAAACUAAAAUAAAUGAAGAGGUAGUUCAAAAUCUUCAAGUGGACAAUGAGGCUCUUAAACACCAGCACAAACUGGUAACCGAACAGCUCAAGGGAUUGUUCAAAGGAAAGCAAAACUUGGAAAGUGCUUAUAAACAGAUUCCUAAAGACGAGAAGCCAGCUGAUGACUGGACAGUGAAAUCCAGAUUAGUGAAGAAUGUGCUAAAUUCUGUCAAAGCACACAAAGAGCAUCAGGAGAAUGUUGUCAAGGAGAAAAGGCAACAGGAAGAACAGCAAAACCUGCAUGGAGAAUCAGAAGAAAAAGAUGUCAAGAAAUUACAGACACAGUUGAAAGAGCAACAGGAAAAAAUAUUCACAAUGUCUUCUGAAAUCAAAGUGCUGCGAGAAAAAAAUGAAUCUCUAAUGAAAGCUAAGCUGCGUUUCCAGCAACAGGUUCAGCAGAUAAGGAGCAUAUCCCAACUAGGAUGUGAAAAAGAGCCAAGAGAUCCCAUUGUACCACGCUUAUCUAGAGAUACCAAAGCCUCUCAUAAAGAGAAUGAACUUGAAUCGAACAGCCAAGGAUCAUCAACACCGGUGGCUGGAAAUCAAACCCCAGAUGGAUCCUGGGCAGGUUCUCAACAAAGCUCCAGAUCUCCAACUCCUAUAAAUACAAAUAAUGCAACAUCUUCGCCACCGAGACUUAACUUUCCUGGAACUAUGGGCAGGAGCUGGAGGAAUUCCAUGGAGGGAUCUUUACUGAGUCCAAGGAGUAAUGCUGACAGUGAUGGUCCCCUGACUCCCAGGUCUUCCACGCUGCUCUCCCCAAGGCCCUAUCAGCCUUGGAAUAGUAAAACAUUGCAAAAAUUUGGAGAAUCUUAACAUCGCAUAGACAGUUAACUUAUUCAUAAAUUUGCACAUAUUACAAUUUGAGAGAUAUGCUACCAUUUACAACACAUAUACCUAUUUAUUCAUACAAUUAACUUUAAACGUUUAUUUUGUUUCCCAGUAAAGCAGAAAUAAUCCCCCAAAGACUUGUUUAUGUUAAACACUCUGAGUCAGGGACACAGUAAUUUAAUCCUGUAUGCUAUAUAAAACAGUUAGUAAGGCACUAAUAAGAAAAGUAAAUGCUGCAAAAUUUGAAUGUGUAUUUAUAUAUUUACAGCGAGGCAGAGUGCAACUAGGUGGUCAGUGUUAUAAACUAUUUAUGGCCAUUCCUAUGUAAGCCAAUAUUAGUAGCAAGCGUUGUAACUGAUCUAAGCAUUGCAUGUGAAUACUGGGCAGUGUAGGGUUCCUACCCAAGUAAGUGUAUGCAUGUGCAAGAGCUGGAAGUGCCCUAUAUUGCUUACAGAGAUUUUGCUACACAUUGGAAAAUGUUUUGCAUUUUGUGGAGAAAACACAAUUAUCUUCUUUAAAGUAAUUGCAAACCCUCACAUAUACCCAGUGAAGUGAAUAGCCUCAGAUGAUACACAAAAAUAAAACAAAUCUUUCUACAUAAUUUUGUUUGUAUAUCUGCAGUCUUCUCCUUUUCACACCCUUUCAAAAGUGCAGAUUGUUUUAAAAAUCGUUCUUCAUCUGCCAGGUUAGGGUGGAGAGACUGCAGCUACACUGUGUGGGAGCUGAUUGGAGAAAAUGGAAACACCCCCCUUCACAUAGGCAGAGCUGUAUUCUGAAUCGACAAGCUGUGUGCUUAUCUCCCGUCCCAGGACACAAAUUUGUAUCUCAUGUUCCCUCGUGUGUCGGAGAACUUGUCAGAAAAGAUUCAUGCUGAUAACAGAGAAACAAAGCACCGGAGAGAAACUACACUUAGAGCUUUGGAGAGAGACAAGUAAACACUACAGAUAUAUGUAGUUCAAAUUUAAUGAAUGGGGUUUACAACCACUUUAAGAGACUUUUUUUAACAGUUAUUGAAGUUGGGGAAAAAGGAGACCUUAGCUACCACUAGCAUAUACCUAUCUAUUUCUAUCUAUGUACCUAUCUAUCUAUAAGGAUUCCUGCCAGGUUGCUUACUUACAAUUUAUUAUAAAAAAAAAUCAAUCAAGCAACACAAAAAUAUAAUAAUCUGACAGCAAGUUUCAACAUCGAUUUUCUCACUUGGCUAAGCCAUAUUCUUGUAUGGAUUUUAGUAAUAAGUGGAGCAAUUUCCAUGAAACAGAUUGUGGAAUGAAAUUACAGCUUUACAGCAGUUGAAAGCUCUCAAUUUCACUCAUUAAAAUUAGCUUGAAGAUAUUUUUUUUUCUUUAUUUAGAAGGGGUGGGCUUUUUUGGGUGUAUUUAGACCAGUUUUGAUUUUUUCACAAAGUGUAUACAGUAUUUGUGUUUUUGUGUUUUAGUGGUGUGUAUUUGAUUGUUAUUUGUGU